Messenger RNA from Moneuplotes crassus, 483 nucleotides. The record is from the annotation of a GenBank genome assembly. Lineage: Eukaryota; Ciliophora; Spirotrichea; Euplotida; Euplotidae.
AUGGCAUCAAAAGCAAGAAGAAGGUUGAUCACAGACUACAAAAAGAUGAUGAAGCUCGAUAACUUCUCCAUCCACGCAGAGCCUGACGAGAACAACAUGCUCGAAUGGUACGCAGUCAUCCUGGGACCUGACGACACAGACUGGGAGGGAGGUUUGUUCAAGCUAUCUCUGGAGUUCACUGAGGAGUAUCCUAACAAGCCUCCGUCUGUAAAGUUUAACACUCCGAUGUAUCAUCCGAAUAUUUAUAACAAUGGCAAGAUCUGUUUGGAUAUCCUCCAAAAGGAAUGGACUGCCGUGUACGAUGUCUCUGCUGUUCUGGUAUCGAUACAGCAGCUUUUGACCGACCCGAACCCCGACUCGCCGGCUAAUAGCGAGGCUGCAAAGCUAUUCGUGGAUGAUAGGGAAGCGUACAACGAUAAAGUCCGUGAAUGAGUGACUAAUAGCUUCUUUGUAGAGGCCACAAACUCUGAAGAAGGAAGUUAA